Molecule: messenger RNA, 1776 nt
Organism: Prorocentrum cordatum
Lineage: Eukaryota; Dinophyceae; Prorocentrales; Prorocentraceae
Source: the annotation of a GenBank genome assembly
AUGGCGGGCCGGAGCGGCGCUAGGCUUGUGGUGUUGCUGUUGUUGGCUCUGGUAGGACGGCGAGCGUCCUGGCGGCCCGUCGCGCUGAUCAGCGGUGCGAGCGAGGGGUGGUACGCGGGCAUGGUGGACUACUGGGGCACCUUCUACCGGAGGACGUGGCCGCUCCACCCGCUGGGGUCGUUGUUCCGUGCGGCGCCGCUCUCACCAGAGGAGCAGGCAGAGGAGAAGAAGAUGCAGGAGGCCUACUUCACAGACGACUCUCUGCGCGGCGUGCUGAUCACCGUGGGGGCCAGUCUGCCGGUCACCCUGCUGACUCUGCUGAUCUUCGAGCACUUCCUGCGCGGCGAGCCUGGCGGCCUGCUGCAGAGUCUGGGACUGCCCCGCAUGCUCUUCUCGGAAACCAGUGCCAGCAGACCUGCGGUCGUGGCCCGCCGCCCCAGCGACGGGACCGAGCUGCGCGCGGCCAUGCCGGACAGCUUGCGCCGCGUGAUCGCGCCGCCUCCGCUGUCGCGCUGGAGGCAGAAGCCGCCGCAGCGGUCUGGGCACGUGAGCGCCGCACGCCGCAAGUUCACGAACAAGUUGCGGCUGCGCUUGGCGCAGCUGCUCCGUGUGCUGCUCACCGUGAACGAGAGGACCGUGCUGGAGUGUGCGGGCAUGGACGCGCUCGUCAUGCUCCGCUUUUGUGCGCUUUGCGGACGCUUCUGUGCGCUGUCGAGCCUUUGGUGCUUGCUGCUCGUGUUCUGCUUCACCGCCGGCGGCUACCUGCGCGCAACUGAGCCAUACCGAGGCUUGGGUUUGUGCAGCAUCUCUAACGUCGGGCCCAACUCGCGCCUGCUCUGGGCCGUCGUGCCAGUGUCCUACCUCUGCACCUUAACCCUAUGCGGGCUCCUCUGGAGGGAGUACGAGAGAUUCGUCCAGCUCAGGCGCAUCUUCUUCCUGUGCGGCGGGCGGCUUGGGGAGCGACCGAUGCUUUCAGACCCUUCUCCCCGGGAGCCCUGGCCCCACGGGUCGGCCACGGACGAAGAGCUCAACACGGAUGCUCGUUUCACGCGUGGCCUGACCCCGCCGACCAUGGCCCGGUUGCGGACGGCGAUGCCUGGCGUGGAGGGCCGCCGCCGCGAGGCGACGGCUGCGCCGGAGGAGGACCUCCUGGCGCAGACCCGCCGCACGGUGCUGGUCGAGAGGCUGCCGCCCGAGCUGCGCGAGCCCGGAGCCUUGCAGGCCCAUUUCGAGGAGUGGCUGGGGGCUGGAACGGUCCAUUCCGUGUCGCCCGUACCGUCGGACGCCAAGAAGUUGAGCCAGUGCUGGAGGAGUUUGCGACGGGGCAGGCAACGCCAGGGCAGCCUUCGCGACGAAGACCUGGAGGAGCUCAGCGAGCUGGAGCUUCACCUGCGGGCCCGGCGAGAGGAGUUCCACCUUGGGUGGUCGACGGCCGCCUCCCGGAUGCACAUAAUCGAGCGCGACGUCCGCCGCCUCGCUGCCGAGAGAGGCUGGCUUUGGCUUCAACUCGGCGCCGCCUUUCGAGCGGGCAGACUCCACGGACCAGGGCCCGAGAGAAGCCGGUUCCGGUUUCGGCUUCCACUCAGAGCGGUCUUUCGAGCGGGCAGACUCCACGGACCAGGGCAUGUUCGACGGCGUGCACCCGCCGCCGAGGGCCGCCACCUCCAGCGACGGCCACCAUGCCGACGCCGCCAGCUCGAAGUUCAACGAUGGCGCGUCCUUCGCCACGAGAGUGGCGGCCUACAACAAUGGCACGUGCCGGGACAGUGCCGAUGA